Messenger RNA from Xenia sp. Carnegie-2017, 506 nucleotides. Its product is annotated as V-type proton ATPase subunit e 2-like. Gene Ontology annotation, cellular component: proton-transporting V-type ATPase, V0 domain. Gene Ontology annotation, biological process: proton transmembrane transport. The transcript is spliced from 3 exons. Bases 20 to 265 code for a protein of 81 amino acids. The record is from RefSeq and is a predicted model, not a curated record. NCBI's taxonomy places the organism in Eukaryota, Metazoa, Cnidaria, Anthozoa, Malacalcyonacea, Xeniidae. Gene Ontology annotation, molecular function: proton-transporting ATPase activity, rotational mechanism.
GUUUUGAUCAGAAUUCAAAAUGGUGGUCGCCAAAGGAGAAGCUGCGAUUCCUGUAAUUGUUGUAACUAUAUUUUGGUUUGGUUUUGCCGCUGUAACGCCAUGGUUUGUUAAAGGACCAAACAAAAGCACUAUACGAACAAUGAUUGCUUUAACUGCCGUAUGUUGUUGGCUUUUCUGGCUUAUUGCGUAUAUGUCACAACUCAACCCAAUCAUUGGACCUACUUUAAAAAAUGAAACGUACAAUGCAAUAAAAAAUCAAUGGUAAUUGUGAAUAAACAGGAUUUGAAGAAACAUGAAAUGAACGAUGGCGCAAGUGUAAAAUCUGAUUGUUAAUAUAAUUUAGAACAAUCAAACUAAAAGAUGACCUACCUUAUACUAGCCAAUAAAUGUAUUUACAAUGUUAAAAGUAAUUCAUUAACUAUGAAGAAUAAUUUUAUAUUUGUGUAUUUCACAUAGCUUUAUCAUGUUUCACGUUACUCUUGCAAUAUCAUAAAAUCAUCCAUUGA